This is a messenger RNA of Trichoderma aggressivum f. europaeum, 1464 nucleotides long. RefSeq lists its product as uncharacterized. Gene Ontology annotation, cellular component: nucleolus. The transcript is spliced from 2 exons. NCBI's taxonomy places the organism in Eukaryota, Fungi, Ascomycota, Sordariomycetes, Hypocreales, Hypocreaceae. Gene Ontology annotation, molecular function: protein binding. The record is from RefSeq and is a predicted model, not a curated record. Gene Ontology annotation, biological process: ribosome biogenesis. The coding region runs from base 1 to 1464 and encodes 487 amino acids.
AUGUCGAAGCGCACAGCGGACGAUCAUGGCGACCUGCCGCUCAAGGGUGGUGAGCGCCCCGAGCAGAUGGAUGUCGAUAUGGACAAGGACAUGGGCGAGUUUGAGGACGAGUUUGAAGAUGAAUUCGAGAGCGAAGACGAAAUCAUCGAGGCUGGUGUAGAUGGACGGCCAGAUGCCGAGAGAGAAGCCGAGGAGAAAGAGCAGGCUAUGGAGGUCGAUCAAGGAACCUUCAUUGUCGGACGAAGCAAGCUAGAGCCUGGCCAGACGCUGGCGCCGGACUUGACGACAUACGAAAUGUUGCACGGGCUCAACACGCCCUGGCCCUGCUUGUCCUUUGACAUUGUCAGGGACUCCCUCGGCGACAACCGCAAGGCUUACCCUCACACCAUGUACACCGUCACCGGAACACAGGCCGAGUCCUCAAAGGCUCACGAGAACGAGCUGCUGGUCGUCAAGUUCAGCGGCCUGAGCAAGAUGGAUCGCAACGGCGGCGACUCCGACUCCGAGGACGACGACGACGAGGAUGCCGAUCCCAUCCUGGAGAGCAAGUCGAUUCCUCUCAACUCAUGCACCAACCGUAUCCGCACGCACCAGAUCCCCAACCAAGACCCUUCCAAGCCUCCCACGACGCUCACAGCCACCAUGACCGAAUCAGCACACGUCUUCAUCCACGACGUCACCCCCCAUCUCACCUCGUUCGACGUCCCCGGCACCGUCAUCACGGCGCAGCAGAACAAGCCCAUCUCUACCAUCAGGGCGCACAAGUCCGAGGGCUUCGCCGUGGACUGGUCGCCGCUUGUCCCCGGCGGAAAGCUCCUCACCGGCGACAACGACGGCCUCAUCUACAUGACUUCGCGCACCGACGGAGGCGGCUGGGUCACCGACAGCAGAGCAUUCCAGGGCCACACCGGCAGUGUCGAGGAGAUCCAGUGGUCUCCCUCCGAGCAGUCCGUCUUCGCAUCCGCCUCCAGCGACGGCACGAUCCGCAUCUGGGACGUCCGCUCCAAGUCGAGGAAGCCCGCCAUCACGGUCCAAGUCUCCGACUACGACGUCAACGUCAUGUCGUGGUCAAGACACCAGACCAACCUGCUCGCCUCGGGCGCCGACGACGGAACAUGGGCCGUCUGGGACCUCCGGCAGUGGAAGGGCAACGCCAACAAGCCCCAGCCGCUGGCCAGCUUCAACUACCACAAGGAGCAGGUCUGCAGCAUCGAGUGGCACCCGACGGACGACUCCAUCGUCGCGCUGGCCUCGGCCGACAACACCGUCACGCUGUGGGAUCUCGCCGUCGAGCUGGACGACGAGGAGAGCAAGGACACGGCCGGCGUCAAGGACGUGCCGCCCCAGCUGCUCUUCGUGCACUACCUCAAGGACGUCAGGGAAGUGCACUGGCACCCGCAGAUUCCGGGCAGCUUGAUUGCCACGGGCGAGGAGUUCAGCGUGUUCCGGACCAUUAGUGUUUAA